Triticum dicoccoides is the source of this 306-nucleotide messenger RNA. Its product is annotated as pollen allergen Phl p 1-like. Gene Ontology annotation, cellular component: extracellular region. Gene Ontology annotation, biological process: sexual reproduction. The record is from RefSeq and is a predicted model, not a curated record. The transcript has a single exon. The coding region runs from base 1 to 306 and encodes 101 amino acids. Lineage: Eukaryota; Viridiplantae; Streptophyta; Magnoliopsida; Poales; Poaceae.
AUGUACCCGGCGAGCACCAAGGUGAACUUCCACGUGGAGAAGGGCUCCAACCCUAACUACCUGGCGUUGGUGAUCAAGCUCCUCCAAGGCGACGACGACGUGGUGGCCGUGGACAUCAAGCAGGAGGGCAAGGAUAAGUGGAUCGAGUUCAAGGAGUCGUGGGGAGCUGUGUGGAGGAUCGACAUCCCCGACAAGAUCAUCGGACCCUUCACCGUCCGCUACACCACCGAGGGCGGCACCAAGACCGUCGCCGAGGACGUCAUCCCCAAGGGCUGGAAGCUCGACACCUCCUACGAGACCAAGUGA